AUGUUUGCCACACUAGAGCUACCAGUACGAGAUGACUGUCGACACAAGCGACUCAAAGUUGGUAGGGCAUGUGUCCCCUGUAGAAUGAAGAAGAUCAAGUGUGAUGGCAAGCAACCCUGUAUGCAGAGACAAUGCGCAUACGCCAAGAAUACGGAUGAAACAUACAUCAAGCUUGAUCCUGUCGAAAGUAGUGAUGCAUGCCUUCAAGAAGUAGCCGAGCGUGCUCAGGAACAACAACGUCGCUAUGCAACAACAUCGUUCAUGCCCACCACCACCACCACCACAAGCACUCCGACAACAAUGCCCGAUCAAGCCUUGAUGGAUGAGGAUACUGCAUUGUUUGCAUCAACAAGCAACAAUGGGAUACGACAUGGCGGUGAGCAGCAACAACAACCUCCAGCAGCAAACACACGCCCUGACAAGAUGAUUGAGCAAUUGACGGAGGAGCUUGUGAAUUUGACAUUGCAGAGUGAAGGAGGAGGGUCAUCAACAGCGGUUACAAAUCAAAAGGGUGAUGGAUCCGAUAUCAAUGGGACAUCCACAGUAGUGAAAAGUGAUCAAGUGACACCAUGGCAACAUUAUGGAUCAUUAGUGCGUUGGUCUCCCGAGCCGAGUUUACCAUCCAGCUACUGUAUAUCGAUUGACAUGCCAACGCGUGAUAUCCAGGAACGAUUGCUGCACAUUUUCUUCACUCAUUGUCAUCCUGCCAUACUACCAACAUUUUCACGUCGCAUGUUUUUUGAUCAAUUACAUGUCAAGGGUCCACUGAUCACCCCCUUGUUGCUCAAUGUCAUGUACGCUUAUGCCGCCAAACAUCUCUCGGAUACAUCAACAACAAUACCCAAUUCACGCCUUCAAGCAGAUGCAUUCUUUUCACGAGCUCGUCAAUUGGUGGAUGAUUUCUUGGAUGUACCUCGUGUCAGCACAGUCAUUGCACUCCUAUACAUGACAACUUUUGAAGGUACAAGUGGAACUCGUUGGUCGCAUACACGAGCUUGGAUGUAUUGUGGGAUGGCAGUGCGCAUGUGCUUGGAUCUUGGAUUACACACGACACAUUACAGCAGCCAAAUGUCAUUGUUCGAUAUCGAGUUACGUAAACGAGUACUAUGGACAUGCUAUGUGAUGGAUAAAUGGGCAAGUGGAAUGGCUGAGCGACCAUGGAUGUUGCGUGCACAGGAUUUGGUGCUUGAGUUUCCAGCUCCAAUGCCAGAGGAUGAUCCACAAGAGGUUACAGUACUCAACAGCUUUAUUGCACUUUGCCGGUUAUCAAUGUUGACUGAGAAGGUGGCCGAAUUCUUUUCUGACACUGCACGACACAGCGAAUGGACGAUGCAAGAUGAGGCUGAGAUAUUACAUUUUCUUGGUGAACUCGAUCGAUGGCGUGAGGAGACGACUCAAUCAUCAUCUUCUUCUCCCUUGUCGCUUGUUCAUUUGCUUGGAUACGAUUUGGAACUAUCACUCGUCUUGUGUUGUCGAUAUCAGCCUGCUUUUACAGAAAGACGCCGAUCAUUAACACACACUGUGACACAGCUCGUGUCGCUCAUUCUACAACAACAACCCAAAAUGUCAACACUCGUUCCAUUUUCAUUAUUGGCAUUUUCCGCUUUAUUUGCAGCUUUGGCCCACGCCACUGAUCCAGCCCUUCGUGUAGCAAGCGAUAUCCAAUUUCAGUUUCAAUCUUGUUUACACCAUGUGCGUAGGCUCCUUGCCAACAGCACGACCUCCAUCACUGGUCAUGAUAGCUAUUCCGGCACGAACAUUCGCAAUGAUCUUGUGCGUUUAAUCGAUAUUACUUUACGUACGCCGACAUCCAAUAUUGGAUCAACAAGUAGUAGUAGUACUACUAGUAAUAGCCAUGCCACAACCACCAUUGCAUCUCUCCUGACAUCCUCCUCACCUUCCUUAUCUCCUGUACCACAAGCAGCAUCCACGUCAUCGUCAAGAUCCUUUGAGUCGUCAAGAGCAGCCAGGGCAGCAGCUGCAGCUAUCGGUGCUGUUGGCACACCAGCCUUUGGAUCCUAUCGUAUGAUGGAUGAGCCUGCCGAUUAUACAUUCGAAUUGAUUUCAGUGGCAGAUGAAUGGGCUCGAUCGGUCGUAUAUCCUCCUCCUCCACCCACUACAUCAUCAUCAUCACUUCAUCAACAACAACAGCAAUAA
Messenger RNA from Lichtheimia ornata, 2157 nucleotides. RefSeq lists its product as uncharacterized. Gene Ontology annotation, molecular function: zinc ion binding; DNA binding; DNA-binding transcription factor activity, RNA polymerase II-specific. Bases 1 to 2157 code for a protein of 718 amino acids. The transcript is spliced from 4 exons. The record is from RefSeq and is a predicted model, not a curated record. Gene Ontology annotation, biological process: regulation of DNA-templated transcription; DNA-templated transcription. Lineage: Eukaryota; Fungi; Mucoromycota; Mucoromycetes; Mucorales; Lichtheimiaceae.